Nomascus leucogenys (northern white-cheeked gibbon) is the source of this 2993-nucleotide messenger RNA. RefSeq names its product orthodenticle homeobox 2 (gene OTX2). The record is from RefSeq and is a predicted model, not a curated record. Bases 288 to 1157 code for a protein of 289 amino acids. The transcript is spliced from 5 exons. Gene Ontology annotation, cellular component: nucleus. NCBI's taxonomy places the organism in Eukaryota, Metazoa, Chordata, Mammalia, Primates, Hylobatidae. Gene Ontology annotation, molecular function: DNA-binding transcription factor activity, RNA polymerase II-specific; RNA polymerase II cis-regulatory region sequence-specific DNA binding. Gene Ontology annotation, biological process: regulation of transcription by RNA polymerase II; multicellular organism development.
AGCAAAUCUCCCUGAGAGCGGGACCGGCCUCAGCUCCAACUCAGCCUCCACUGUGAUUAAAAAUAAAAAUUGCUAGAGCAGCCCUCACUCACCACAUCUACUUUGAUAGCUGGCUAUUUGGAAUUUAAAGGAUAUUUGACUUUUUCUAACCUCCCAUGAGGCUGUAAGUUCCACUGCUCCAAACCCACCCACCGAGGACUCUGAACCUGUCCACCCCGGGCGCAUCAAGAUCUUCCAGCUGGGUACCCCCGAUUUGGGCCGACUUUGCACCUCCAAACAACCUUAGCAUGAUGUCUUAUCUUAAGCAACCGCCUUACGCAGUCAAUGGGCUGAGUCUGACCACUUCGGGUAUGGACUUGCUGCACCCUUCCGUGGGCUACCCGGCCACCCCCCGGAAACAGCGCCGGGAGAGGACGACGUUCACUCGGGCGCAGCUAGAUGUGCUGGAAGCACUGUUUGCCAAGACCCGGUACCCAGACAUCUUCAUGCGAGAGGAGGUGGCACUGAAAAUCAACUUGCCCGAGUCCAGGGUGCAGGUAUGGUUUAAGAAUCGAAGAGCUAAGUGCCGCCAACAACAGCAACAGCAGCAGAAUGGAGGCCAAAACAAAGUGAGACCUGCCAAAAAGAAGACAUCUCCAGCUCGGGAAGUGAGUUCAGAGAGUGGAACAAGUGGCCAAUUCACUCCCCCUUCUAGCACCUCAGUCCCGACCAUUGCCAGCAGCAGUGCUCCUGUGUCUAUCUGGAGCCCAGCUUCCAUCUCCCCACUGUCAGAUCCCUUGUCCACCUCCUCUUCCUGCAUGCAGAGGUCCUAUCCCAUGACUUACACUCAGGCUUCAGGUUAUAGUCAAGGAUAUGCUGGCUCAACUUCCUACUUUGGGGGCAUGGACUGUGGAUCAUAUUUGACCCCUAUGCAUCACCAGCUUCCCGGACCAGGGGCCACACUCAGUCCCAUGGGUACCAAUGCAGUCACCAGCCAUCUCAAUCAGUCCCCAGCUUCUCUUUCCACCCAGGGAUAUGGAGCUUCAAGCUUGGGUUUUAACUCAACCACUGAUUGCUUGGAUUAUAAGGACCAAACUGCCUCCUGGAAGCUUAACUUCAAUGCUGACUGCUUGGAUUAUAAAGAUCAGACAUCCUCGUGGAAAUUCCAGGUUUUGUGAAGACAUGUAGAACCUCUUAUUGUGGGUGAUUUUUAAAUAUACUGGGCUGGACAUUCCAGUUUUAGCCAGGCAUUGGUUAAAAGAGUUAGAUGGGAUGAUGCUCAGACUCAUCUGAUCAAAGUUCCGAGAGGCAUAGAAGGAAAAACGAAGGGCCUUAGAGGGGCCUACCAACCAGCAACCCGAAAUGGACAAACCAAUCUACUUAAGAUCCUGUCAUAGUUUUAGAUCAUUGGUUAUCCUGAUUUGCAAAGUGAUCAAAAGCAUUCUAGCCAUGUGCAACUAAACACCACCAAAAAUAAAAUCAAACAAAACUAAGUUGUGAAGGAAGGGAGGGAAGGUCAUAGCCUUCUUAAGCAGAGGUGUUCCAAUGUUUUAGCCAAUCCUUGGUUGAAUCUUAGGAAUGAACAGUGUCUCAAGCUCAUUCACGUUUCAUGACCAACUGGUAGUUGGCACUGAAAAAACUUUUCAGGGCUGUGUGAAUUGUGUGACUGAUUGUCCUAGAUGCACUACUUUAUUUAAAAAAUAAUGUUCAUAAGGAGUCAAUAUGUAGUUUAAGAGACAAUCAGUGUGUGUCUUAUAAAUGGUACAUCUGUGGUUUUUAAUCUGUGCUAGACUUCAAAACUGUGAUCUCCUGUUAUUGUAUGCAACCUUGAACUCCACCUCUGCAGGGGUUCUUCUGUGAUUAAAUAGGUUAUAAUUAUAAGCAAAAUUCAGAGCAACUGAGUACUGAUCUAAAAAGAUUACCUUUGGCUGGAGGUGAGCUGCACUGAAACUUUACGACAAAAUGUCUCUGGACAAGGAGAGUCAGAGAAGAGAAGCAAAAGGACACUAAUUCAUCUGUAAUUUACUGUUGGUAAGCCUAGCAGUAAAGAGACAUUGGUCAAUUGCUCUGACCCUGAUGAAUUAUUAAACUGAGAUCAUUGUCGUUUAUGCUUGCAGAUGUUAACUGGAAAAGUUAUAUAUGCAUAAACCUUUUCUUCCUGGAUUUGGCAGAUAUGUAUAAUUAUAUUAAAAUGGUUCUAGCACAACAUUGGGUCCAGUUUAAUUUUACACCACUAUUUACGAAUGAGAAGCCUACAUUCAGCCUUUCCUCCCCAAAACACGUUUUUCUUAGGACAGAGAGGAAAUUAGCAAACUUAUUUUUACUUUUUUUUUUUUUUGCUAAUCUAUGCAUAAAUUAGAUAUGAAUGACAGUGUUAUGUAGACUUUUUGUGACUUUCAUCAGGAUUGCUCUGAAAUUGAGUUUGGAGAGCCUAACAAUCAAUAAGAUCUUGUUUUCCUUGCUUUUCCCUCCCUGCUUCAAACCUGAACUAUUUCUUAGGCACUUUAUUAGUAUGUUUCAAAAGAUAUCAAGUUUUUAAGAGGGAGGAGAAUUGGAGUAUCUCUGAAAACAUGCGAAUGACAAGAAUUUCUUGUUUCUAUUCUCUUACUUGGUUAAGGGGAUUUUUUUUUUUUUAACUUCCAAAAACUGAGGUAAACAUGAGAGGGAGUGUAAUCAGAAUCUGAAAGCAAUUCAGGCAGAAAUUAUUUCUGAACAAAAGAGUUUCAGAAAAGUUUUAAAACCUAUAAUUUCAGUAGUUGAACAUAAGGCACCCUGGUCAGUUUUUGUGUGUGUGUUUAAGAAAGUGCCGACGGGGGAAAAAAUGGGUCCCUUUACAGUUGUACCUGCAUUUUGUAAACCACUCACCAGAAAAGACAAAUGGGCCAAUGAUCAUGGUGCUCCUCAGGUAAAAGCAAUAUUUAAUUUCAUUCUAAGCUGCUUAAGCUCUUACAGCUGACCAAAAUUAAGUGACUCUUGAUUGUAACGUUUUAAAUGAAGGUUAGCAGUUGCAACCA